Messenger RNA from Spodoptera exigua (beet armyworm), 2503 nucleotides. The record is from the annotation of a GenBank genome assembly. NCBI's taxonomy places the organism in Eukaryota, Metazoa, Arthropoda, Insecta, Lepidoptera, Noctuidae.
CAAUUCACUCAAUUUUAUUCGAAGAAUGCUUUGUAGACUUGAAUGUUUUUAUUUAUUUUAAUUCUAUGAAAAUAAGCAGUAAUUACAUAUAUUUUUAGUUAAGUUUUAGUGUUUUACAGUGAUAAUAUAUGUGCCGAUAGAUUUAAAGGAAUACAAUGUCGGACGACGAGGUAAUGCGAUUUGAAAUUACCGACUAUGAUUUGGAUAAUGAAUUUAAUCCAAAUAGAAACAGAAGAGCCAAGAAGGAGCAUCAAAUAUAUGGUGUGUGGGCUAAGGACAGUGAUGAGGAGGAUAAUGAAGAUAACAUUAGGCAGAGGACUCGUAAGCCUAAAGAUUUCAGUGCACCCAUUGGAUUUGUGGCUGGGGGCGUACAACAGGCUGGCAAGAAGAAAGAAGAGUCGAAAGAGAUAGAAUCAUCAGAAGCAUCCACGUCUCGGCCAAAGUUUGCCGACAGCUCUGAUGAGGAAGAGCAAAACGCGCCAGAUGCCAGUGAAACUGCAGGUAUACGGAGACAGGGUCAGGGCAUGCGACCAGUGAACCUGGGAGGCAAUGUCGGUACUUGGGAGAAGCAUACUAAAGGUAUUGGAGCCAAGCUGCUGUUGAAGAUGGGUUAUCAACCAGGUAUGGGUUUGGGUAAAGACCUGCAAGGAAUCUCAGCCCCUGUCGAAGCCACGGUCAGGAGAGGAAGGGGAGCUAUCGGUGCUUAUGGACCGGAGAAAGCUGCGCAAAAAGCAAAAAAAGAGGAAGAACUCCGUCGUUUAAAAGAGAAAGAAGAAGAAAAGGGGCCAAAAGAGAAGAAUUACAACUGGAAGAAGUCACACAAAGGACGCUACUUCUAUAGGGAUGCGGCCGACGUUAUACAAGAGGGUAAACCUUCGAUGCAUACUAUUACCAGUAGUGAGCUUUCCCGCGUGCCGGUGAUCGACAUGACGGGCAAAGAGAAGCGAGUACUGAGCGGGUACCACGCACUGCGCGCGGCCGCGCCCCGCUUCGAGCACGAGCCGCGCCGACAAUGUCAAAAUUUCGCCGCGCCACAACUCGUACACAACCUUAUGCUCAUGGUGGAAUGCUGUGAACAGGACAUAAUCCAGAACGCUCGCGAGUUACAAGCAGCGGAGGACGAGAUAGUGGUCCUCGAAAGAGACCUGACGGACUGCAACACUAAGCUAGAGGAACAGGAUAAAGUGAUCAACAGGAUGCAGGGGAUAUUGCAGCGAGUUGAGAUGCUGAACCAACCUGAUGUCUCGUUGGAGAAGGCCCAUGAUGUUUUGGCUGAGUUAAAGGAAACUUAUCCAUUGGAGUACGAUAUGUUCGGGCUGGGUACUAUAGCGGGUAACAUAGUAAGUCCGCUCUUGAGCUCGUUGCUGGCGCCCUGGGAGCCCCUGCAGGCGCCCGACGAGCCCGUGCCCACCUUCCUCAAGUGGAAGAAACUCCUCACCGAGGAAGCCUACAACAGCUUGCUCUGGCAACACUUCGUGCCACACCUCACUACCGCUGCCGAGGCUUGGAACCCCCGCACCCCGACCCCAAUGCUGCGCGCGGUGGAAGCGUGGCAAAACGCGAGCCCCGACUGGGUGACACGCGCGUGCGUGAGCCGAGUCGUGGUACCACGCCUUCUCGCCGCCGUGCGGGCGUGGGACCCCACGCACGAUACACAGCCCCUGCACCAAUGGGUGCUGCCCUGGCAUGAUCUGGCUGGUGAAGCCCUAGCUAGUUCAGUGUACCCGCUAAUAAGGUCCCGGCUGGCGACGGCGCUGGCGGCGUGGCACCCGGCGGAUGGGUCGGCGCGGGGCCUCCUGCAGGCCUGGCAGGGCGCCUGGGGGCCCGCCCUCACCGCCAUGCUGCAUCAACACAUCGUGCCAAAACUUGAUCAUUGUCUCACACAUGCACCGCUUGAGCUUGUUGGAAGAGAGAAUACGGCGUGGAUGUGGUGCGUGGAGUGGAUGGGCCUGGUGGGGGCGAGCACGCUGGCGGCGCUGGCGGCGCGCGCGCUGCUGCCGCGGUGGCUGGCCGCGCUGGCCGCCUGGCUCAACGCCAACCCGCCGCACGCCACCGUGCUCGCCUCAUACACGCACUUCAAGAAAAUGUUCCCGGAAGAAGUGCUGAAGGAGCCAGCGGUGCGAGAUGCGUUUAGGAAGGCGUUGGACAUGAUGAAUAGAAGCGCUGACAUCGACGCAGUGGAGCCUCCCCCUCCACCACGCUUCGCCAUGCCAGAACCCAAGGAAACUUCCAGAAUCGCUGACGUCAUCACCACCAGCGCUCCCACGAAGAGCUUCUCAGAGUUAUUGGAAACUCGGUGCAUAGAAAAGGGCAUUACCUUCGUACCAAUACCUGGGAAGACCAGGGAAGGAAGGCCCAUAUACAAAAUUGGCCAUCUCCAAUGCUAUGUCAUACGCAAUGUUAUCAUGUUUUCUGAUGAUAACGGCAGAAUAUUCAGCCCCAUCAGCUUAGAUAAAUUGCUGAACAUGGUCGAAUGAAAUGGAAAUAAAGUUGUUUAAUUAUA